Rana temporaria (common frog) is the source of this 4157-nucleotide messenger RNA. RefSeq names its product gigaxonin (gene GAN). Bases 2195 to 3997 code for a protein of 600 amino acids. Gene Ontology annotation, molecular function: protein binding. NCBI's taxonomy places the organism in Eukaryota, Metazoa, Chordata, Amphibia, Anura, Ranidae. Gene Ontology annotation, biological process: cytoskeleton organization. The transcript is spliced from 11 exons. The record is from RefSeq and is a predicted model, not a curated record.
GCUGUGUUUUGACACGUGGGGUGUGGGACGCUCUGUGAUGACGUCAUGCAGGCUGGUCUGGAAGUCUUGGCUGCCGCUGAGCCGGGUGCACAGAGGUGUGAGGAGGAGAAGAGAGGCGAGGGGAGCCCGGACCCAUUUCCAGACUGAGGGGGUCACAGCCUGUGUGUGCCAGGAGCGCUGCCCGGGACUCUGCAUUCCAUAUACAGCUCUCAUUGUGCCACUCUGCACGCUGCUCUGAAACUUAGACCGACUUCUGUUCUUCCUCUGUCUGUCCAUUCCUGUACACAGAGCCCCAAUCUCCCCUGAGACCCCCAGCCUGCCCAGAAAUUGCUAACUUUCCCAGAGAGCUCCCAGCCUGCCCAGAAAUUGCUAGCUUUCCCAGAGAGCUCCCAGCCUGCCCAGAAAUUGCUAGCUUUCCCAGAGAGCUCCCAGCCAGCCUGCCCCAGAAAUUGCCAGCUUUCCCAGAGAGCUCCCAGCCUGCCCAGAAAUUGCCAGCUUUCCCAGAGAGCUCCCAGUCAGCCCCAGAAAUUCCCGACUCCCUAGAGAUUCCCAGCCCCCCCAGAGAUCUAAAGGGAUUCCCAGUCCCCCCAGAGAUCUAAAGAGAUUCCCAGUCCCCCCAGAGAUCUAAAGAGAUUCCCAGUCCCCCCAGAGAUCUAAAGAGAUUCCCAGUCCCCCCAGAGAUCUAAAGAGAUUCCCAGUCCCCCCAGAGAUCUAAAGGGAUUCCCAGUCCCCCCAGAGAUCUAAAGGGAUUCCCAGAGAUCUAAAGGGAUUCCCAGAGAUCUAAAGGGAUUCCCAGAGAUCUAAAGGGAUUCCCAGCCCCCCCAGAGAUCUAAAGAGAUUCCCAACCUCCCUUGAGAGCCCCAGAGAUUCCCAGCCUCCCCAGGAAAUCCCUUUCUUCCCAGAGAUCUAAAAAGAUUUCCAGCCUCCCUAUAGAGCCCCAAACAUACCCAUAACCUCCAGAAAUCUAAAAGGAUUCUUGGCCUCCCCAGGGAUUCCCAGCCGUCCCAGAGAUCUAAAAAGAUUCCCGGCCUCCCUAGAGAGCCCCAGAGAUUUCCAGAGCUCUAAAAAAGAUUCACAGCCUCCCCAGAAAUCCCCAGCCUGUGUCCUGUUCCCUAUACAACCCUAUGAGCAGAUUUUUAACUUAGCUGGACUUCUGUUCUUCCUCUGUCUGUUCCUUCCCAUACACAGCCUCUACUUGUGUACAUAGGCCUUUCCUGCAUGCAUAGCCUUAUCUACAACCUGUACAUUGCCCCCAUCCACAGCCUGCUCAGACACAAUGAUCCCGCUCUCCUAGUGGUGUCUUUUCUUUUACUCCCAUCACAACUCUUCUCCAUUGUAUCCAUACUGCUCGCCAUUCCUAUACACAGAGCUCCAUCGCUCUCCAUUCCUAUACACAGAGCUCCAUCGCUCUCCAUUCCUAUACACAGAGCUCCAUUGCUCUCCAUUCCUAUAUAAUGAUCCACGUUUUCUGCACUUCUAAUCUUAUGUGAUGACACAGAGUCUUCACUCUCACGGUACGGGUUCUUACUGUCUCUGUAUUACCUCAUUCGUAGUGACUGUUAAUGGUCCGGUAUUUCUUAUGCAGCAAUCCACGUAUCCCUGAGACCAGAGCCCAGUCCAUAGACUGCCUUGGUUGUAGCUUUAUAGAUCAGUUCUUCCAUAGUGUCCUGUAGAUCUCUCCUAGUCUGCUGCACUAAUAGUAUUCCUCUGCAAUAUACAUUCCUGUACUCAGUCCGAACUGCAUGUUUCUGUACAGCUCCCUUCAUUCAUAGUGCCUUUUCAUCAUCAUUCUGUUGUCAGCUGCACCACCUUGUCCCGGAUUUAGCUUCUAAGUAGUAGCUCAAAGUGCCUACGUAUUACCAGCACAUACCUCCUCAGAGACCUCUUUUUUUAUUUUAGCAGCCUAUGAUAUGGGAAUGAUCUGAUUUUUGCAUAGUCGGUUCUUCUGAACAUACAGGCCGUUUAUAGCACAGAAUGCAUGUUGUUUAUGUCCUAUCAGUGUUAGUAGUUCAGUACUGUAGUCCAUGUACAGGUUAGGUAUACAUUGUAUGACCACAUCCUGUCCAAGAUCUUUCUAUACUAUUUCUUUGCACCGGGAGUAGCUAGCCCCCUCCUCAUUCUCUAAUUCAGCGUUGCUUUUUACAUAGAGUAAGUUUACAUAGUACUGCUCCAUCCUUGCACGCAUCGGUCCAACAUGGAAGAUUCAAACUCUAUGACAGUGGUAUCUGACCCCCAACAUGCCGCCAAGCUUCUCCGAGCUCUGAGUUCAUUCCGUGAAGAAUCCGACUUCUGUGAUGCUCUGCUUAUUGUGGAAGAACAAGAAAUUCCUGUGCAGAGGAAUAUUUUAGCAGCUGCUAGUCCCUACAUUAGAGCCAAACUCAACUACAACCCUCCGAAAGACGAUGGGUCCAUCUACCGCAUUCAGAUGGAAGGCAUUUCAGUGACCAUUAUGAAAGAGAUCCUAGACUACAUUUUUAGUGGACAGGUCAGGCUGAGUGAAGAAACCAUCCAGGAUGUGGUACAAGCAGCAGAUCUUUUAUUGCUUACCGAUCUCAAAACCUUGUGCUGCGAGUUCUUGGAGGGCUGCAUUACCGCUGAAAACUGCAUCGGCAUCCGAGACUUUGCACUGCAUUACUGCUUGAACCACGUGUAUUACCUCGCCACCGAGUACCUGGAAACCCACUUCAGAGAUGUCAGCUGCACCGAGGAGUUUUUAGAACUUAACCCAAAUAAACUCAAAGAGGUCCUAUCCCUAGAGAAGCUUAAUGUAGGCAAUGAAAAAUACGUGUUUGAAGCAGUGAUACGCUGGAUUGGCCAUGAUUCCGAAGUGAGGAAGGUUUACAUGAGGGAUGUAAGCUCGGCCUUGUGGGUGAGUGGUUUGGACUCCAGCUACCUCCGCGAACAAAUGCUGAACGAGCCACUGGUACGAGAAAUGGUCCGAGAAUGCACCAACAUUCCCCUGAGUCAGCCUCAGCAAGGAGAGGCUGUCCUGGCCUCCUUCAAGCCCAGAGGCUAUUCAGAAUGCAUUGUGACAGCGGGUGGAGAGGAACGAGUGUCUCGGAAGCCAUUGGCCAAUGUUCGUUGUAUGUGCCCUCUAUAUGAUCGGAACAGACAAUUAUGGAUUGAGCUGGCACCUCUAAGCUUACCAAGAAUCAAUCAUGGGGUUUUAUCUGCAGAGGGUUUUUUGUUUGUUCUUGGAGGACAGAAUGAAAACGGCGAUACUCUGAGUUCUGGGGAGCAGUAUGAUCCAGAUGCCAAUGCCUGGAGCCCACUACCACCUAUGCUUGAGGAAAGGCACAGUUUUGGUGUUGUAGAAAUUGAUGGCGUAGUCUAUGUUCUGGGAGGAGAGGAUGGGGAUCGUGAGUUAAUCUCUAUGGAGUCCUAUGACACCUGUACGAAAUCCUGGCGCAAGCAGCAAAAUAUGACUAUGGUCAGAAAGAUUGGCUGCUAUGCCACAAUGAAGAAGAAAAUCUAUGCAAUGGGAGGAGGAUCGUAUGGAAAGCUUUUUGAGUCCGUUGAGUGUUAUGAUUCCAAAACGCAGCAGUGGACAGCAAUAUGCCCCCUGAAAGAAAGAAGGUUUGGCGCAGUAGCAUGUGGGGUCGGUAUGGAACUUUAUGUCUUUGGUGGAGUCAGAAGUCGGGAAAAUGAACAAAACAGUGAAAUGGUGGCUUGUAAAUCCGAAUUCUACCAUGACGACUUUAAAAGAUGGAUCUAUCUAAAUGACCAGAAUUUGUGUAUUCCAACAAGCUCUUCCUUUGUCUAUGGAGCAGUGCCUAUUGGAGCGAGUAUAUAUGUCAUUGGAGACCUUGACACGGGUACAAGUUAUGACUACGUGAGAGAAUUUAAGAGGAGCACGGGCACCUGGCAUCACACCAAACCUUUAUUCCCCUCCGAUCUCCGACGCACAGGCUGCGCUGCAUUACGUAUCGCCAAUUGUCGCCUUUUCCGGCUGCAGCUUCAGCAGGGACUCUUCCGCAUCCGGGUCACACCCUCAUGAGAAGCUUGGGUCGUUUUACUAUGUAAAACAGCAGGCUGAUGCUAAAUCCUACCAAGGAAUAUAUCACCUUGCAGCCUACAUAUGCACCCGGUAUGUACUGCAGGCCUGUAAAGCACCGUUUUAUGUUUGUGAUGUCAAAGUCUGAUCAAAGAAAAAAAAA